AUGAAGUACAACUACCAUGUUCCUGCGUCAACGUACACACGCAGCUCACAGUACACGCCGACAUACCACACGCCUUCCUAUUACACAGCCUCAAACUACACCCCAAGUACACAGCACUACACCUCCGCAUACACCUCUCCAACAAAGUACACCCCGACACAGUACAGCUCGACGCAUUACACCCCGUCACAAUACACGUCCACUUACAAGCCUGCAUCGACAUACAUCCCCUCGUACAGCAAAGGGUCACGGUACAGUUCAACACAUCGCACACAAGCAAAGGAAAAGCCUGCACCUGUGAUACCCGUUGCACCCCCAAAGAGAACUGUGCACUUCCCCAAUGACAUCAUCUUCCAGGAUAUUGUGAGACGAGGAGACUUGGAGCAAAUCGGUCGGUUCAUGAGAGCAAGGAAGGUUCGUGUGGAUACACUCUUCCACUCAGGUAUGGCAGCGCUUCAUGAAGCCGUGCUAACAGGAAACCUGGAGGUGGUGAAGUUGCUAGUGAAAUACGGCGCUGACGUUCACCAGAGAGACGAAGACGGCUGGACGCCACUUCACAUGGCCUGCAGCGACGGCUACCCGGAAAUUGCCAGUUAUCUGCUGUUGAUGGGCGCAAGCACAGAGGCCGAGAACGAAAACGGAGAGAAGCCUGCAGACCUCAUCGACCCGGACUGCAAAGAGCUGGUCAAACUGUUCGAGACGGGCUGUGUGUGA
Molecule: messenger RNA, 714 nt
Organism: Anoplopoma fimbria (sablefish)
Lineage: Eukaryota; Metazoa; Chordata; Actinopteri; Perciformes; Anoplopomatidae
Gene: ppp1r27a
Product: protein phosphatase 1, regulatory subunit 27a
Exons: 3
Coding region: 1-714 (237 amino acids)
Molecular function (GO): phosphatase binding
Source: RefSeq, a predicted model, not a curated record